AUUAAAUAUGCGUUCGAAUUAUGCAACAAAUACAGAGAACGGAUCUGCAGCUAAGCCAUAAUAAUAUUUCGAAGGUAAUAGAAAAGGAGAAGUAAAUGAAUUGAAAAUGUAUCAAUAUAUUCAUUGAAUAUAGAUUGGUAAAGAAUACUUUAAAUGAAAAGGAUGAUAAAAAGAAAAGAGAAGUAGUAAAAAAGGUGAUUGCGUAUAUGACAUUGGGUAUUAUAGAAUUGUAGAUUAGGAAUCGAUGUAUCUAAAUUAUUUCCUGAAAUGUGUAUGGCAUCUUAUACAAAUGAUUUGGUAUAAAAAAAAAUGAUAUAUUUAUAUCUAACAACAUAUGCUGAAUAGAAUAAAGAUAUGGCAUUUAUGGCUAUAAGUACAUUUUAAAAAGAUUGUAAACACAAUGAUCCAAAGAUUAGAGGUUUUGCAUUGAGAAAUUUAUGUUCACUUAGAUUUAGUGGUGCAAUAGAAUUUUUGAUGCCAGCAAUUAAAGAAGCUUUAUCAGAUAUUGAUGCAUAUGUUAGAAAAACAGCUAUAAUGGGAUGUGUGAAAGUAUUUUAUAUGCAACCAGAGUAAUUAAACAAUAUAGAGGAUUCAUUAUAUAAAAUGAUAAGUGAUAAUGAUCCACUAGUUAUAAUCAAUGCAAUUCAUGCAUUAAAUGAAAUUUUAGCAUCUGAAGGUGGAAUGGCAUUAUCAAAAAAAAUGGUUGAUUAUUUAUUAGGAAGAUUGAAAGAAUUUAAUGAAUGGGGAUAGGCAACCAUUUUAGAUGAGUUAGCUAAAUAUUCUCCAAAAGAUGAUAAAGAAAUGUUUAACAUCAUGAAUUUAUUAGAAGAGAGAUUAAAACAUUCUUGUUCUGCAAUUGUCUUAGGAGUCAUAAAGGUCUUUAUGAAUUUCACUAAAAAUAAACCUCAAAUUUAUGAAUAAGUUAUAACUAGAGUUAAACUACCUUUAGUAACCUUAGCAUCUAUUAGUGAAGGUAAUUUUGAAAUUAUGUACACGAUUUUGUGUCAUAUAAAAUAUAUUACAUCUAAAGGAUAUAAUUCUGUAUUUGCAUCUGAUUAUAAAUCAUUUUAUUGCAGAGUUGAUGAACCAACUUAUAUAAAAUUACUAAAACUUGAAAUUCUAUCAUUAAUCGCAUGUGACUUUAAUUUAGGAGACAUGUUAAAUGAAUUAGGAGAAUAUGUAACUGAUGUCGAUUAGGAGAUUUCUAAAAAAUCAAUCUAAGCUUUAGGAUCUAUUGCUAUUAGAUUACCUGAUUUAGCUACUGCAAUAGUAAAACAAUUAUCUUCUUUUGUAACACUCUAAGAUUAUAUAACGAAUGAAGUAAUUCUUGUGUUUAGGGAUAUUUUAAGAAAAGAUCCUAAACACAUUAAAGAUUGUUUAGAAAUCAUUUAAUCAGAUAAUAUUACAGAUUCUAAUUCAAAAAUAGCUUUAAUUUAUAUUUUAGGCCAAUUUGGAUAACAAAUACCUUUAGCUCCUUAUAUAUUAGAAACUUAUAUAGGGGCAUCAGAAUCUGUAGAUUUAAAAUAAACUCUUUUAACAUCUUGUCUGAAAGUAUUUUUUGUUAGAGCACCAGAAAUGCAUUAAGUUUUAGGUAAGUUAUUCUAUUCAAUUAUAAAAAAUGAAAAUGAAGAUAUUGAUUUAAAGGAUAGAGCAGCUUUCUAUUAUAGAGCAUUACAUUCAAAUCCUAAUGAAGUUAAAUAACUUUGGCAAUAUAGUAUCAAAGUUGAUAAAUUCCUAGAAGAGACUAUCAUUAAUAAAGAAGCUCUUUUAUUUGAAUUCAAUUCUUUAUCUGUUAUUUAUGAGAAAAAUGUUAAUAAAUUUAUCAAACCAAUGGAAUACUUCAAUAAUCUUAGAAAUAAAGAAUUAUAAGAUCUUAAUUAAGAAUAAUAACAAACCAAAACAAAUACAAUUUAAGAAUAAACCUCUGAUGUUAUUGAGAAUCCACAAUCUUAACCUUACCAUUAAACUAAUGAUUUGCUUGAAAUUUCAGAUUAAUCUCAAUAAUAAUAAGCCUAUCUUAGUAUAGAUAGCUUUAUAGUCAAUUAUUCAAUAGAUGCUGAUAAUUUUGAAAAUAUGUGGACUAAUUUAAAUGAUGGGUAAUCAAUUAAUUAUUUAUUAUUUUAGUGCAACUUUCACAAGAAUGUUAGUUCGAAAUGAUAUUGCAAAUGAAGCUUCUAUGGAAUAAUUAUUUAAAUAAUAUAGACUAUAUAAUAUAGCUGCAGGAGAAGAAGAUAAUGUCCUAAAAAUGUAUUUCUAUGGAUCACAUUAAUGUUAAGUUUUUUUUGAAUUUGAGAUCAAUAAGAAUCUUAGUACGGUUAUAUUAAAUACAAGAUCUGAAAUUGAAGAUCAAGCUUAUUUAGCUUCUAAAUAUGUUGAAGAUUUUCUUAAAUAAGUCCGUUUAAUAGAAUGA
Molecule: messenger RNA, 2410 nt
Organism: Paramecium sonneborni
Lineage: Eukaryota; Ciliophora; Oligohymenophorea; Peniculida; Parameciidae
Source: the annotation of a GenBank genome assembly